AUGGUAUUCCUUUGUUUAGUCAUUGGGGAUUUUAACUGUAUUCUUCGUUUGGAUGAGAAGAAGGGUGGUCUUGAACCUAGAACCUCAGCUAUUAAUGAGUUUUCAGAUUGGUUGGAUGACAACAAUCUUUUUGAAGCUGAUGCCUUGGGAAGUAAGUUCACUUGGACGAAUAGACAAUCAGUUUCUGACCAUUCUACUCUUUUGGGUUUUCCUUUUGCUGUUCCAAGACCCAAAAGAGCUCCUUUUCGAGUUCAAAAGAUGUGGUUCUUACAUUCUGAUUUCCUUCGUAUGGUUAGAGAUAGUUGGAAUAUGCCUAUUUCUGGGUCUUUUGAUUUUAUUUUCACUCAAAAAUUAAAGAGACUAAAAGGAAUUAUCAAGGAAUGGAAUCUUCGUGUUUUUGGUAAUGUGCAUUCUAGGUUAAAGCAGGAUCAGUUGAGGUUUGAGGCAGCUGCUCUUCUUUCUGAUGAUAACCCGGAUGACAUUACUAAGCUAAAUAUUAUGAAGGAUGCUAUGGCUAAACUUAAUGAUACUCGUGCUCAGUUGAAUACUAUGCUUAAGCAGAAAUCUAGAAAUAAGUGGCUUGUGGAGGGUUCAAGUAACACUAAUUUCUUUCAUAAUAGCAUUAGAAUUCGUAGAAGUUCUAACACUAUCUCUGAACUUGUUGACAGUGCAGGCAAUACUAUUUCUGAUUAUGAGCUGCUUAGAAAUCAUGUUGUGCACUAUUAUGAGGACAAGUUUAAUGGGCCGGAGUGGAGAUUGAUCCUAUUUUAUUUGACUAUGAUCAUAUUAGCAUCUCGGAGGAGGAAAGUUUAG
Molecule: messenger RNA, 813 nt
Organism: Papaver somniferum (opium poppy)
Lineage: Eukaryota; Viridiplantae; Streptophyta; Magnoliopsida; Ranunculales; Papaveraceae
Exons: 2
Coding region: 1-813 (270 amino acids)
Source: RefSeq, a predicted model, not a curated record